Molecule: messenger RNA, 1212 nt
Organism: Zingiber officinale
Lineage: Eukaryota; Viridiplantae; Streptophyta; Magnoliopsida; Zingiberales; Zingiberaceae
Product: CRIB domain-containing protein RIC10-like
Exons: 3
Coding region: 433-975 (180 amino acids)
Source: RefSeq, a predicted model, not a curated record
CUUACUUGUCUAUAUGAUUGAUUAAUAUUAGUUGACAAUUCUUAUUUUUUUAUCAGUGCACAAAUUCUAGUUAACAUGAAAUAAAUAAGAAAUUUUAUUAUUUCACAUGAUUUUUCUGGCUGUUAAAAUAUAUUUUUAAUUUUUUGUCACACCAAUUUAAAAUAUAUUGGAUGCGAUCGAAGUAUCGUUGUAUGGAAACGUUAACAGUUCGCCUCUCGUCCCAGCUCACAUUUCCUCGCUUUCAAGAAUCACCCCACCUCCCUAACGAACACAGCAACAAAAUUCUCCCUUUGUCUCCCUAAUUAUGAAGUCUUGUUGUUGCUGCUGCCGUUGCUGUUACCCUCUUUCCUUCCUCUAAAAUCCUCUCCAAAUCAGUGUUUGAAUGUUGUGGAAACGAUAGCAGGAGCAGUGCACCAUCCCUCUAAAAGAACAAUGGCAACCAGGGUGAAAGGACUAUUCAGGGGAUUCAAGCACAUAUCAAAGAUCUUCUGUAAAUGCUUUAAUUGGCUCUGUUGUUAUUUUCCUUUCGUUAUUUUAAAUUUGUGUUUCUCUCCUUCUCUGGUUUCUUCUGGUUUGGUAGCUGCUAAGGAGGAUGAAAUGGAGAUUGGGCAUCCAACAGAUGUCAAACAUGUAGCACAUAUUGGCGGGCAUUGCGACUCUGUCCAUUCUCCAAGUUGGAUGAAAAAGUUCAAUUCCACAGCUGAUUUCUCUUCUCUCGGCAAUGUUGGGCAAGCUAGACGAUCGCUUUCGGGUUCUCAAGGAUCCUAUCGAGCAAGAGGCAUCGAAACAUCGUUCCAAGACAGUAAUAGCUCCGAAACUGGCACUCCCAGAGCUCCAAAACAGAUGAAGAGGAGAAAACACCGACCUGAAUCCUCCUCCUCAAGGCCUUCGAAAAAGGCAUCAAGAGUCAGAGCUCCAUAUGUAGCUUCACUGGGAGACGAUAAUGAAGCACCAGACCAGCUCCGAGGAAUUUAGAUUUCAUAUAUAUGAUGAUAAGGAAAAUCCUAUACAUGCAUUGAAAGUUGCUGCUCUGUUCAAUGUCUUCUUUUUUUUUUUUUUCCUGUUUUGCUUUUAAUGGUGGUGGCAACAGGUGAUUCGUUCAUCCAGUACCUCCGCUAGCCUGUCCCUAAGCUAGUACCGAAGAUGUUUUACUUUUAAUUAUGGUUGUAUAUUGGAUUGUGAAUGCAAAUGAAGCUUAUGUAAUACAAUUCC